Molecule: messenger RNA, 1895 nt
Organism: Limulus polyphemus (Atlantic horseshoe crab)
Lineage: Eukaryota; Metazoa; Arthropoda; Merostomata; Xiphosura; Limulidae
Exons: 8
Coding region: 263-1105 (280 amino acids)
Biological process (GO): positive regulation of epidermal growth factor receptor signaling pathway; signal transduction; positive regulation of fibroblast growth factor receptor signaling pathway
Source: RefSeq, a predicted model, not a curated record
CAGUUGGGAGUAGAGCAAGAGACAAAUCCGUACGAAUGUCACAAUGGGUGGUGAUUCGCCGUUUGUUCAAAUUAAAGACGAUGUUUGUAUAUCGGAACCAGAGCGAUUUUUCUUGAUUUGCUUCAGACCUCUCUAGUUUAGUGUUCGUUUCGUUACGCGACUUGGUAAGUUCUAUUUCAGUAGCUUGUUGGUGAGUAAAGUGACCGCUAAGAUAGCAACAAUAAAAACACUCCUUAGGGACAUAAAAAAGUCGCGUGCGAGAAUGCUGAAACAUGUACAUUUUUCGAGCUCCAACUUGGCGCCCUAUCGUUGUAAGACGCCAACCCGAGACAGUGUCAGUCUUAGUUCAACAUUAAGUUUUGGCAGCAGUGCGGGUCAUGAAUUAAUGUCAUCACGAUCUUCCAGCACAUCUAGUCUUCAAGAAAUUAGCUCUCCACCGCAACCUCCCAAGGUGGUGCUGAAAAUCUACACUCGUGUUUUGUGUGCUGACAUGGAAUAUAAAACUCUCUGUAUCAGUCCCGAUACUACGAGCAAAGAAGUAGUUCGAUCAUUACUGAAUAAGUUUCGAAUGAAGCAUCGAGAUCCGAACUUAUUUUAUCUAACAAUGGAAGUAUGGAUGCGGAAAACAGGAGUACCCAUCAGAAGCUUAAUGGUCCUUGACGAUGAAGCUCGACCUGCAGAGCUCCAAGCUUGUCAUCCUCGAGAAGAAGCAAAACAACUUACAUCAUCACGUCCCUUAUGUCGAUUCAUGCUACAGAUGAGAAGAGGAGGUCUGGUCAAAAUUUAUGAUGGUUGUUUAAUGGCCGAGUCUCUGUACAAAAGUCUCCUGGUGUCAGAUCGAACGACUGUAGAAGAACUGAUUCAACUUGUUCUACAUUGCUACAACUCCAUAGAGAGGCCGAAUCUCUUCUCGCUCUACGAAAUAUCUACCAGUAACAACUAUGAAAGAAAACUCCAUCCACACGAUCUUCCUAUUCUUAUCCAACAUGCUUGGCCUGAUCCGAAACAGUUUGUGUUUCACCUGAGAAAAAACACCUUAGGAUACCAGAAGCGAAAAGAAAGCUUGGAGUCACAAUCAUCACUUUGUUUUAGGCUGUAUGUUUGAUGAUCACAAGCACUUGCACAUUGCACAAAAUUAGGUACUGUGGAGGAAAAGCACAGAUGUUCAUGGAAAGGCUACUUUUAGACUUAAUGCUCGAGAUGAGGUGAGCCCUCUGGCGAUUCACUCUCCAACUCUGAAGCCAUCUUUUAACAACUUCAAGAACUAUAUUUACAUUUAAAAAAAUCGGUGCAGAAGCAAAAUAUAACUAGUCAGCGAAGAGCAAAUACCCACUUCUACACAGUAUAGUACUGGUUUUCGCUAAUACAUUUUCACUGCUGUCCGACAUCUGAUGAAAAUAUUCCAUUUCAUUUCCUAGUUAACUGACGUGCAGAAAGCAAUUUUCUCAAAAGUAAAUUUUUCGAGAAAAGAAAAUGGUGGGUCCAGGACUUUGUAAAAUCCUGGCGGGGCGCCCUAAAAGCAAAAUAAUGAAAAGGCUCAUGCAAUAAGGAAGAUAACAACGCAUUGUCGAAUGCAUAACACUUUAAAAUCUGGUACAAAUGAACUGACCUACUCUAAUAUACGAAAAUUUUGACUUAAUAUUACGCAGCCAAGUACAAUAAACACAUUUUAUGCACAAAACUUUCACAAACACUUUUUUUAAGAUAAAUUUCACACGAAAUAAAAUCGAUGUUUUUAUACACUGUUAGCUUGAAUUUUAUUUAUUUUUUAACUAUUCAAACGUACACAGUACGCCCUCUACCGGUACCGUCAAGUUAUGUGCAUAAUAUAAUAGUAAUUACCCGUGAGAUGUUUGUUUGAAUUUAUGCACAAAGCUACACAAUGGGCUAUCUGU